Messenger RNA from Lathyrus sativus (Indian pea), 2031 nucleotides. The record is from the annotation of a GenBank genome assembly. NCBI's taxonomy places the organism in Eukaryota, Viridiplantae, Streptophyta, Magnoliopsida, Fabales, Fabaceae.
AUGAAGUUUAUAUUCUUCUUUCUCUUUUUUCUCCUCAUGCUCUUAUGUAGCUCUAUAGAAUGCAUUCAUCCUCACCCAUUAGACCCUCUCACCCCUUCAGAACUCAACCUAGUCCGUACCAUAAUCCACAAAUCAUAUCAAACCUCAGCCAAACACACCAACCUCACUUUUCAAUACGUAGGAUUACACGAACCAGACAAACAUGUUAUCCAAUCAUGGCUAUCCUCAAAAACCAAAACUCUACCACCACCACCUCGUCAAGCUUUCGUCAUAGCCAGGUUUCAUAAACAGUCCCUCGAAAUCACACUAGAUUUCCCAACUCGUUCCAUAAUCUCAACAAAAAUCUACAAAGGACACGGUUACCCUAUGCUUACCUUUGAUGAACAAAUCAUUGCGUCACUGUUACCAUUCACCUAUGAACCGUUUAAACAUUCUAUAAACAAAAGAGGUCUUAACAUAUCUCAUGUUCUGUGUUCCACUUUCACAGUAGGUUGGUUUGGAGAGGAAAACACCAAAAGGACAUUGAUAAUUAAGUGCUAUUACAUGAAGGGUUCUGCUAAUUUGUAUAUGAGACCAUUGGAGGGUGUGUCAGCUGUGGUUGAUCUUGAUGAAAUGAAAAUUGUUGGUUACUCUGAUAAACAUGUGAUCCCAGUGCCGAAAGGUGAAGGUACUGAGUAUCGAGCUUCGAAGAUGAAACCACCGUUUGGUCCAAAGCUUAAAGACAUGGCUGUCAGUCAACAUGAUGGACCUGGAUUCACCAUCCAAGGUCACUCCAUCAGUUGGGCCAAUUGGGUCUUUCAUUUGGGAUUCGAUAUUCGGGCUGGCCCAAUAAUAUCUCUGGCAUCAAUUUAUGAUCUAGCGAAGCAGAAAUAUCGCGAGGUAUUAUACAAAGGAUUCAUAUCAGAAGUGUUUGUUACAUACCAAGACCCAACUGAGGAAUGGUACUACACAUCAUACUUUGAUUCUGGUGAAUCUGGUUUUGGACAGUCUAUGUCUUCAUUACAACCUUUCACUGAUUGUCCUGCAAAUGCUGUGUUCAUGGAUGCAUAUUAUUCUAGUUCAGAUGGUACUCCUGUUAUGAUAUCUAAUGCUUUCUGCAUAUUUGAGAAGUAUGCCGGUGAUAUCAUGUGGCGUCACACAGAAAUUGGAAUCCCAAAUGAAGUGAUAACUGAAGUCAGGUCUGAUGUAAGUCUAGUAGUAAGAGCAGUUUCAACUGUGGGAAACUAUGAUUAUGUCAUUGAUUGGGAGUUUAAGCCAAGUGGUAGCAUUAAACUUGGGGUUGGGCUUACUGGGAUAUUAGAGGUUAAGGCAGGGACAUACACCAACACAGAUCAUAUCAAAGAAGACAUGUAUGGCACAUUGCUAGCUGAUAACACCAUUGGCGUCUACCAUGACCACUUCAUUACUUAUUAUCUUGACCUUGACAUUGAUGGUGAAGCCAACUCAUUUGUCAAGGAAAAUUUAGAGACAGUAAGAGUGAAAGAUCAGAAAACACCAAGGAAAAGUUAUUGGACUGUUGUAAAGGAAACAGCAAAAACAGAAAGUGAUGCAAGAGUUAACAUUGGAUUGAAGCCUUCUGAGUUAGUAGUGGUGAAUCCUAAUAAGAAAACAAAACUAGGAAAUACAAUUGGGUACCGUUUGGUUCCAGGCUCAGUUGUGCAUCCACUUUUGGCAAGUGAUGAUUAUCCACAAAUUAGAGGGGCAUUCACUAAUUAUAAUGUGUGGGUGACACCAUACAACAAAAGUGAGAAAUGGGCUGGAGGAUCAUAUGUUGAUCAUAGUCGAGGCGACGAUACUUUAGCAGUUUGGAGUCUCAGGGAUAGAGAGAUUGAGAACAAGGACAUAGUAUUAUGGUACACCAUGGGAUUUCAUCAUGUUCCUUCUCAGGAAGAUUUUCCAGUUAUGCCAACCUUGACUGGUGGAUUUGAGCUGAGACCCACUCAUUUCUUUGAGAGCAAUCCAGUUCUUAAAACAAAAUCACCGGAGUCUAUGCACUGCCCAAACUGCACUUCUCAACAUUACUUUGGUUAG